AUGCCUCUAAGGCAUUUGUCCCAGCUAUGCUGCUUCCCAUCAAACUCGAGCUUAGCGCUCCGUCUGCACUCGAGCACAGCUGUCGGCCAUCAGCUCGCUCGAGCAAACACCCUGGCCGUCCGCGCACGAUCUCCUCCCAGCCUUCUGGCAUGUUAUUUUUUGCAUGCAAGGCUAAGCUAUCUCCACCGGCUCCUUUUUCUGUUCGAGCUCCUCCCUACCCUGGCAAAUCCAAAUGCUACCAUCUCCUUUCCUUGGCAUGCUAAAACUUAUGUCAGUUCAUUGUCAUGGAUAGAUUAG
Messenger RNA from Triticum turgidum subsp. durum (durum wheat), 297 nucleotides. The record is from the annotation of a GenBank genome assembly. NCBI's taxonomy places the organism in Eukaryota, Viridiplantae, Streptophyta, Magnoliopsida, Poales, Poaceae.